Molecule: messenger RNA, 2039 nt
Organism: Python bivittatus (Burmese python)
Lineage: Eukaryota; Metazoa; Chordata; Lepidosauria; Squamata; Pythonidae
Source: RefSeq, a predicted model, not a curated record
CCUUGCUUUCAUGUGGUUGCAGGCAGAAUUUGCUGUUGACUUGGUUCCCGCAGCCAUGCUGGCAGCAAGGUUGGUGUGUCUUCGGGCACUCCCCUGCAGGAGUCUUCGUUCUGCCGUCACUCAGAUUUCACCAACAUUGAGAAAUCCCUCUCUAAAGACAAAGCAAUGGCUCAUGCAGCCUUAUCAGGGAUAUGCCUCCAGGGUUCGGACAGGGAUACGCCGAGGGAAAACUGGUCAAGAAGUUAAAGAAGCAGCUUUUGAGCCAUCAAUGGAAACAGCCUUUAAAAUUGACCAGGCGGGAAGAUGGAUAGUUGCUGGGGGUGCUGCUGUCGGUCUUGGAGCCCUCUGCUAUUAUGGGUUGGGGAUGUCCAAUGAAAUCGGCGCCCUUGAAAAAGCCGUUAUUUGGCCACAGUAUGUGAAAGACAGAAUUCGUUCCACCUACAUGUACUUCGCUGGAAGUGUUGGCUUGACUGCCUUGUCUGCCGUGCUAGUGAGCAGAUCUCCUGCCCUGAUGGGACUGAUGAUGAAGGGGUCCUGGCUGGCAAUCGGUGCCACCUUUGCAGCAAUGAUUGGAGCUGGCAUGUUGGUUCGAUCAAUAGAUUACGAACAUAGCCCUAUCCCAAAACACGUGGCGUGGAUGCUGCAUGCAGGUGUUAUGGGUGCAGUGGUGGCUCCUCUGACUCUUCUUGGUGGCCCCCUACUUCUUCGAGCUGCUUGGUACACGGCAGGAAUCGUGGGGGGUCUCUCUGCUGUGGCCAUGUGCGCCCCAAGUGAGAAGUUUCUGAACAUGGGAGCUCCUCUGGGUCUGGGCUUGGGACUUGUGAUUGUUUCUUCUGUGGGAUCUAUGUUCCUGCCUCCAACUUCUAUGUUGGGUGCUGGCAUGUAUUCUGUCGCGAUUUAUGGUGGAUUGGUACUUUUUAGCCUGUUCCUGCUCCACGAUACCCAGGCAAUUAUAAAACGUGCAGAGACUCAACCACUGCUGAGUGGGUUUGGAAUGCAGAAGUAUGAUCCUAUCAAUGCGUGUAUGAGCAUUUACGUGGACACGCUCAAUAUCUUCAUCAGAGUGGCUACUAUGCUUGCUGGUGGUGGUGGGCGGAAGAAGUAGAUGCAGCAAGGUGCCUUGAGGGGUCAUCCGUCAGUUUCUCUGCUUAGUGCAAACUCUCCAAUAAAGCGUUCGUUGCGUCCAAGCAGCUUUCCUGUAGAAGUUUGAUAUUCUAAGCAUUUCAACAUGAUCUCGAAGUUCUUUUGGGGGCAGCAUGACUCAGGUCUUGGUUUCCAGUUCUAAUUUGUAAAGCAUUCAGUGGAAACUAGUUGGCUGCAUGCCACUCAAUCACUUUGCUUCAGUUGGAGGGUUUUUUGAAAUGGAAAAGAAGUUCAUAACAAUAAAUCUGUAUUUACAGCAACUAUUAAGUUCUCUUCUCCUUUCAAAAGAUGACUCUCUGCCGUUCUUUCUGGCGCCAUAUAUAAGAUAGGCCUAGAAGAGCAUUAUACACUCUUCGGUAAGAGUUGAAUUCAGCUGUGGAUUCAGAAACUAUAAAAUUAUUUUAGCAGAAAUUCAGGAAGCUAUCCAAGCAUAUUUGCUACUAAUGCAUGAAUAUCAUCAACUGAGCGUGGCUUAUUUUGAAACAAAUCUCAUGGAAAUCUCAUUAAAUGAGGAAUGUUGGAGAAUAGCAUUCUGUCCCAAAGUCAGAUCGGGACCCCAUCUUCAUCUUGAGCCAUGUUUUCCUCUCAAAAUCCUCUGCAAAAUAGUAGCAUCCGACUGGCCAUUUCUUUUGAUAAGUGGAUAGUGGUUUCUACAAGAACAUUAAAUGGGGCUCUCCCCUUAAUUCCAGAAUUGUACUUCUACGCUCUUAAUUUAUAGGCUGGGAAGACAGUUGUAUAUAAAUUUGUAAUGGAGAAAAUAAAAUCAGAACUGCAUGAAGCUCCCAGCUUCUGUAAUACUCCAUUUCAUUAACAGAUACAGCAAUCCAGUAAUGUAAGUUUCCUCCCUUGUCAAUCUGUGCUAUCAGGUUCUUAAUAAAUAAAAUCCUUGCACAACA